Messenger RNA from Pongo pygmaeus (Bornean orangutan), 1837 nucleotides. It is a transcript of the gene MXD3, whose product is annotated as MAX dimerization protein 3. The coding region runs from base 841 to 1461 and encodes 206 amino acids. NCBI's taxonomy places the organism in Eukaryota, Metazoa, Chordata, Mammalia, Primates, Hominidae. Gene Ontology annotation, biological process: regulation of transcription by RNA polymerase II. Gene Ontology annotation, molecular function: DNA-binding transcription factor activity, RNA polymerase II-specific; RNA polymerase II cis-regulatory region sequence-specific DNA binding; protein dimerization activity. The record is from RefSeq and is a predicted model, not a curated record. The transcript has 7 exons.
CCUCUGGAGUCAUACACAGCUGAGACAUCAGUGACAGGAGAGGACCCCAAAUCCGCGGAUACCAGAGCCCAGGGCUCCGGAAAAGGCCAUUUCGCGUGCCUCCAGGGUAUGGCCUGCCUGAGGAAGCUGUUACCCCACUGACGUUUUCGUAGCAACAACAGCUUCCUCACAGAAGAGGGGGGCCGAGAGAUUAUUCCCAUUCGACACAGUAGGAAGCUGGGGCCCACGGGGGCCUUCGGGGGCAGAUGGCAGGCAGGCCUGGGGACAGACACCGGAGGGCAGGAGCCGGGUCCGGCGCCCCUCCGCCGGCGCCUGCGCAUUGCGGCCCAGCUCCCCUCUCAACCCCGCCCCAUCGCUUGGGUUUUCAAAUUUGAAACCUGCUUCUUUUCCCGCCCAAACGUGUGGAUCAGCGGCGGGAGAGGGCGGGGCGGAGCGCCAGCCAAUAGGGCAUCAGGGACUCCCCGACCCCGCCCCGAGGAUGACAACAGCGAUCCUUGAGAAGCCAUGUGCGAAUGGGCGAGCGGCGGCCGGCAGGCCCUGCCCCCGCGGCGCCCACGUGCAGCGGCUGGGCCCGGGGCUUCCAGGGGACCACCAGGCCCCCAGGGCGCCGUGCUAUGUUGGGGGCUAGUCACUAGCACGGGGCUGGAAGCUGAGAUCAAAGACGCCAACGAACCGGCGUGGGUGGAUGAGUGAAGCGGGCAAGAAGCAGCACCCGUUAGCCUGAGGGUUCGCUCCAGGGCCAGGCCUGGAACCAGCGCCCUUACCUGCUCCUGGAAAGUCUGAGACCACUCGGGGCGGGGCGGCUGCCGGAGGGCCGGCCCGCCGCCAGCUGUCGCCGACAUGGAACCCGUGGCCAGCAACAUCCAGGUCCUGCUGCAGGCGGCCGAGUUCCUGGAGCGCCGUGAGAGAGAGGCCGAGCAUGGUUAUGCGUCCUUGUGCCCGCAUCGCAGUCCAGGCCCCAUCCACAGGAGGAAGAAGCGACCCCCCCAGGCUCCUGGCGCGCAGGACAGCGGGCGGUCAGUGCACAAUGAACUGGAGAAGCGCAGGAGGGCCCAGUUGAAGCGGUGCCUGGAGCGGCUGAAGCAGCAGAUGCCUCUGGGGGCCGACUGUGCCAGAUACACCACGCUGAGCCUGCUGCGCCGCGCCAGGAUGCACAUCCAGAAGCUGGAGGAUCAGGAGCAGCGGGCCCGACAGCUCAAGGAGAGGCUGCGCAGCAAGCAGAAGAGCCUGCAGCGGCAGCUGGAGCAGCUCCGGGGGCUGGCAGGGGCCGCCGAGCGGGAGCGGCUGCGGGCGGACAGCCUGGACUCCUCAGGCCUCUCCUCUGAGCGCUCAGACUCAGACCAAGAGGAGCUGGAGGUGGAUGUGGAGAGCCUGGUGUUUGGGGGUGAGGCCGAGCUGCUGCGGGGCUUCGUCGCCGGCCAGGAGCACAGCUAUUCGCACGGCGGCGGCGCCUGGCUAUGAUGUUCCUCACCCAGGGCGGUCCUCUGCCCUCUGCUCAUGCCAGGCCCACUUGCCAGGCAGGAGCCCUCCCCAAGCCUUCAGGGCUGCUUGGAGUCACCUGUUGGAAUGGACUAAAAGGACCCUUGUGUGGGAACAGGUGCUCCCCAAACACCCUGCUGCUGGCUGCCAGGCAGGCCCUCUGGAAGGGAAGGGGCAGGACUCAUCAGGACCUCCCUGGACCCCUGUAGGACAGACAGCUUGGGCCUGAGCCCAAGCAUUUGGCUCUGCUGCUCCCAAGGGGACAGGAAGCCUCUUGGGCCUCUUCCCUUCCUAGACAAGGCCCUCUAGCCUUUGCCUCACAUAAACUGUACAGUAUUUUCAUUAAAAGCCUCUUUCA